Folsomia candida is the source of this 1838-nucleotide messenger RNA. RefSeq lists its product as uncharacterized. The transcript has 3 exons. The coding region runs from base 902 to 1519 and encodes 205 amino acids. The record is from RefSeq and is a predicted model, not a curated record. Lineage: Eukaryota; Metazoa; Arthropoda; Collembola; Entomobryomorpha; Isotomidae.
UCAAACGACAGGUCGUGAGUGUCCCUUGUAAGACAAUUAAAAAUUUCGACCAAUUUCGGCCUUUCAUGUAAAAAAAGUGCUGGCAGGCACUCUCGAUAUACACAAUGUAACGACAUUAUAAAGAGAGCUUUAAUUUCUGCAGACAUACCAAGCAUUAGGGAACCACUAGGUUGUAGUAGAACAGAUGGAAAAAGACCGGAUGGUCUUACAUUAAUACCAUAUAAACAAGGACGCUCAUUAAUAUGGGACUUUACAUGUACAGACACUUUUGCCCCCUCUUAUCUCUCUCACACACUUAGACAUGCUGGCACAGCAGCAAAACUAGCCGAGACCAAAAAACACAAACUUUACUCUGAACUUGAAAAACAAUACAUUUUUGUUCCGGUGGUCGUCGAGACAUCAGGAGUAUGGGGGACGGAAGGGUUGAAGUUCAUCCAAGAUGUUGGGAGGAGGAUGAAGGAUGUCACUGGACCAAUGUCAACAACAUUUCUCAUUCAACGGAUCAGUUUGGCAGUUCAACGCGGGAAUGCAGCAUCAAUCGUGGGAGCUGUCCCCAGUCAACGAGGAUUAGAAGAAUUAUUUUAUAUUUUAAAUGAUAGGUCAUGUUAUUUACAAAAAUCUUGUAAGGGGCCGAAUGGUGAUCUCGGACGCCUAUCCGGAUCAAGUAAAGGUUUUCCCAACCCACCAACAUCGGGUUUUUCCUCUACUCCCCAAGCCAACUAAGUGUAUUUUAUAAUUUAUCAAUGUUGAUGUUAAUAAAUCGGAACACAAUUUCGACCAAUCUAAACCCGGGUUCUUAGGGUGUCAUCAAGAAGUGACGAUUUUGACUAUGAAUCUACCGCAUUGCCACUCGCCAUUAUGUACCCCAUUCUAAUCUCAAACCACGCCCGACCAAAGAAUUAUGAAGAGGCUGACCAUAAUAUUCCCAUGGAUGUUGCUGAUGCUAGUCCCACCCAGCACUGCAAUUGACCCAGAAAUGGUUCUGCACGACUUGACGGAAAUGGAGAAGUUUUUAUGCCUAAACAAGAGCCACUGUCCAUUCAAGGACACCCCGCUGGGCUCGCCCUGCAACUCUGACCUCUUUGAAAAGUACGGACCCGUUCACCUGAAUAGCGAAGGGACGAAGGACGAGUACAACGAGACUUACACAAAGUUGAAAGCGAAAAUCAACUCAUCAGAGGUCAACCCGAUUGACGUUUGCUUCCACACCAAAUAUUUCCUGGAAUGUGACAUCGUUAAGAAGUCGUGCAGGUGUGCGGAUAAGGGCGUGUUUGCCCACUACCACUACGUUCAAGUUGAAGGCCAGUGCCGAAUUGGGAAGAACGGUCGUUGCAACCCGGGGACGCCGAUGGUUCUCACCUGCGUCGAUGGGACCAAUUGCACGGCGACGGGAAAGCAGUACAGCUCCAGCAGCCAGCAGUACACUUGUUCCUACUCCCUCUCCGCCUACCUCCCUCACCUUCGGGACUUGACCUUGUGGGCCAUGUUCGUGGGGGUGGCCCUCCUCUGGGGAGAAUAACUCUGAGGCCAACGUCGUCACAGUCGUUUUGUUGAGCAACCGCUUAAUUGCAUGUCAUUCUGUUAUUGCUAAUCAUGUUCCCAUCAUAAAAGUUUACCUCGUGUGUCGGCUUUUUGUAUAUUCUCAAAUUCAGAUAAAAUUGUGAAAUUUCAAACCCGAAAUUGCAUUGCUUAAUUAAUACAUUCAACAAGAAUAGCCAUUUGAUGUGUAUGUGCUUUUUUAAAUGAGAUUUGCUCCCCGCACUGGGGGGCAGGUUGAGAUUGGCCGACGGGGCUCGCAGAUGCGAGCUAAACUACUCGUAAGUUAUAAAUUAUAAGAA